AGGCGGAGGUUGCGGUGAGCCGAGAUCGCGCCAUUGCACUCCAGCCUGGGUAACGAGAGCGAAACCCCGUCUCAAAAAAAAAAGGAUUUAUUAUAUUCAUAGAUUCUCAUAGAGUGUGGCACAGCAAACCAUGCACGAAUCCAUAUGGGAGGAGCUCUUAAGGAGCAGACCCAAUCAAGCAGGCAGGGAGCCAAGAGGGAGCACAAGGACCUGUGGGCAGGUGCUUUUCUUAGCGUGUUUGAAUAUGGUUCAGUCACAGUCAAGUGAGAAAAAGAAGGGGCGGUUGUGACGGGGACCAGGCUUAGCACACUGGGUACCUGCUCACCAGGGUGUGUUGCUCACAGUGUGUUGGGGAUGUUGAAGCAUCAGGAAAAUAGGAAGUUUUAAAGAUGUAUAAAACAGGCCCAGAGUGUGGUCUGUCUUGUUGAAUAUUCCGUGUGAGUUGUAAGAAGAGUGUGUAUUCUGUUCUUGUUGGGCAAAAUAAUCUAAAGAUGUUGAUUAUGUCCAGUUGGUUGAUGGUGGUGUUGAACUCAGCUAUUGGUUGGUUUUCUGCCUCCUGGACCUGUCAGUAACCGAGUGUGGAAGGCUUCAAUUAUGACGGUGGAUUGAUCUGUUUCUCCUUAAAGAUCUGUCAGUUUUUGCCUCAUAGAGUUUGAUGCUCUGUGGUCAGGCAUGUAUGUGUUAAGGAUUCUUACGUCUUUUUGGAAACUGACCCCUUUAUCAUUAUGUAAUCUUCUUUAUCUCUGAUAACUUUCCUUGCCGUUAAGUUUGAUGUAAAAUUAAUAAGGCUUCUCAUAUUUUUUUUAAUUGCCAUAUUACCAUGGAAUGUUUUUCUCCAUCUGUUACAAUUUGAAUAUGCUCUUCAAAUCUCAUGUUGAAAUUUGAUACCCAGUAUUGGGGGGCCUCGUAAGAGGUGUUUGGGUCACAAGGGCACGUUCUUCAUGAACAGCUCGAUGCUUUCCUCAGAGUAAUGAGUGAUUUCCUCCUCUGUUAGUUCCUAUGAGCUCUGAUUGUUUAAAAGGGCCUGGCACUUCCCCCGCUCUGUCAUGCUUAUGCCAUGUUUUGCCAACCCCCACUUCUCGUUCUGCCAUGAGUGGAAGCUUCCUGAAGUCCUCAUCAGAAGCAGAUAUUAGUACCAUGCUUCUGAGCUUGCAGAACUGUGAACCAAAUAUACAUUUUUUCUUUAUAAAUUAUUCAGCUUCAGUUAUUCCUUUAUAGCAACACAGAACAGACUAAAAGGCCAUCCAUUUACUUCUCAUCUAUAUGUGUCUUUAUAUAUACAUAUAUAUAUAUAUAUUUUUGAGACGGAGUUUCGCUCUUGUUACCCAGGCUGGAGUGCAAUGGCGCAAUCUUGGCUCACCGCAACCUCCGCCUCCUGGGUUCAGGCAAUUCUCCUGCCUCAGCCUCCUGAGUAGCUGGGAUUACAGGCACGCGCCACCAUGCCCAGCUAAUUUUUUGUAUUUUUAGUAGAGACGGGGUUUCACCAUGUGACCAGGAUGGUUUCGAUCUCUUGACCUCGUGAUCCACCCGCCUUGGCCUCCCAAAGUGCUGGGAUUACAGGCUUGAGCCACCACGCCCGGCCAUGUGUCUUUAUAUGUAAGGUGAUUUUUUUUUUAGACAACAUAUAGUUAGGCCUUGUUUACUGAUCCAUUCUGACCAUCUGUUUUCAUACAGGUACGCUUAGACUACUGACAUUCGCAGUGAUUGUUGAUGUAGUUGGAGUAGCUUGCACCAUAUUUGUUACUGUUUACUAUUUGUUGCCCUUACUGUUUUGUUUUGUCUUUUGGGUUUUGUUUUUGAUACCGGGUCUGGCUUUGGUGUCCAGACUGGAGUGCAGUGGCACAAUCCCAGCUCUCUGCAACCUCCUUCUCCAGGACUCAAGGGAUCUGCCCAGCUUAGCCUCCCAGGUAGCUGGGACUACAGGCAUGAGCCACCACACCCAGCUAAUUUUUGUAUUUUUUUGUAGCAAUCAGGGUUUCGCCACAUUGGCCAGGCUGGUCUCGAACUCCUGGCCUCAAGUGACCUGCCUGCCUUAGCCUCCCAAAGUGUUGGGAUUACAGGUGUGUACCACCAUGCCCGGCUGCAAUAUACUUUUGCAACUAAUCUAAGUCCGUAUUAUUCAAAUAGCACUAUAACAUUUCAUAGGUACUUUGAGUGUUUUAUAACAAGAUAGAUCAUCUUAAUUCCAUUCUCCUCUCCCUUGUUUUUGUUUGUUUUAUUUUUGAGACAGGCUCUCCUUCUGUCACCCAGGCUGGAGUGCAGUGGCAUGAACACAACUCACUGCAGCCUCAGUCUCCUGGGAUCAAGCGAUCCUCCUGUCUCAGCCUCACCAGUAGCUGGGACCACAGGCAUGUGCUACCCACCCAGCUAAUUUUAUUUUAUUUUAAAUGGAGUUUCGCUCUUGUUACCCAGACUGGAGUUCAAUGGCGUAAUCUUGGCUCACCGCAACCUCCACCUCCUGGAUUCAGGCAAUUCUCCUGCCUCAGCCUCCUGAGUAGCUGGGAUUACAGGCACGCGCCACCAUGCCCAGCUAAUUUUUUGUAUUUUUAGUAGAGAUGGGGUUUCACCAUGUUGACCAGGAUGGUCUCGAUCUCUUGACCUCGUGAUCCACCCGCCUCGGCCUCCCAAAGUGCUUCUGAUGUUUUCUUGAUAGGUAGACACUAUGACCUCAGUAAAAGGAAUUCCUGUAAAUAGGCAUUUAAUAAUGUGGUGGCGAGGUGUGCCAGUGGGCGGGGGAAGCAUUUUAAGUCCUGCUGGUAGGUCUCAGUGUUUUAGUGAGCCUGUUCCUCUUGACUGAAAUUCACGUCUCUAAAUUUUGUUUUGUUUUGCUUUUUGUCUCCCAUUAUGUGGAAGAGGAUUACUAGAAUGGGCUGUAGUUGGUUAUUUCCCUAGUCUAUCACUAGGUAAGACUGGGCUCCCAUCAUACCUCUGCACGUUAAGCUCUGGUUAACUCUUGUCUCCGGAGGACAGGCUUCGUUUAGAGGAACACGUUGCUAUGGCAUAUUUUAAAAUGAUUCAUUUUCUCCUCUCUGCUGGAAGCAUAAGGGUUUUUUUUUUUCCCCAGUAUUUACCAUGAGAACUUGUUUAAGACCCUGGAGGUAAAUAUUGCAAGAUUGUGGGGGCUAUCACUGAGUGUCUCUUGAAUUUUCAGCUCACAGAAUUGUCCACACAGAGCUUCCAGCAAUUUAUGCAUUAUAGACUGUGUUUUCUUAACCUGGCGAGGGUUUGCAUGGUGAUUUCCUUUCAUGAGUUUCUGCUCCUGUAAGCCUUGAUUCUCCUGUAUUCCCUUGUUUUUCUCUCCAGUCUUGGGGGCAGCGGUGUGUCCUGAUCUUUCCUGUGGAUCCUAGAAGAGCUGUCCAUUUUUCAGUCUGUUUAACUCUUUACUUGCUAUUGUGGUGGAGUGGCCACUUCUAAGCUCCUUACGUGCAAGAUAGGAAACCAAAGUCCAGGAGUUAGGCCUUCACAAUAUGGAGUCUCCUGUCACAAUAUGGAGUCUCCUGUCACAAUAUGGAGUCUCCUGUCACAAUAUGGAGACUCCUCCACAAUAUGGAGUCUCCACCCUUAGUGGUGGUGUCAGGUGCACAGCCAGAGACAGACAUGUGGAGUUCAGGGAAGGGAUCCGAGUGAAAGCUAUCCAUCAGCCAGUGGCUGGCAUGUGGACCAUUGUAGAUUUAACGGGAGCACUCUUUAGGCCAUAGUGGCAAGGCCAACACGAGGAAGGAUGUAAAGAGUGUUCUGUAAUGACUGGGUCUCGCAUGUCACCUAGAUAGAAGUGGGAACAUCACUAAGACAGAUGAAGAAGAGUAGUGACCAUGGCUGUGUGGGGGUUGGAUGAAAAGGGUGUCUAGCUGUUGGCACAAUUUUUAAAUGGGCAAUGGUUAAGAGACUCAUUCAGAGGCAAAGCAGUACUGGAAGUCAAAUGACACCAAGGUCAGGCCUGGUGCUUUUUCUCCGUCUGCUGGCUCAGACUUUUGUUGGUAACUGUUGGUGGGGCCUGAGUAGUUUCAGACAGGGUGACAGAUUAGGUUAAAGGCAGAUGAGAUUGGCUAGGAGAGUCAUUCAGCAUGUGGUGGGGCCAGGCUUUGACUGAGUACAUAGGUGGGGAGAGGAAAGAGGUGACGACUGGGGACAGCACAGGCAACACGGAGACAGAAGUGGGCUUCGGCAACUGAGCUCACACAAGUUCUGAGUGACUGAAACUGGAACAAAGAGCCAGGCCAGAUGGAGAAGACUUCACAGCAGUCCUGAGACUGCCCCUGAAUUGGGUCUAACAUCGAUGUGCUGGAUCCUUGUUGCAUGUUGCAAGUGCUGCCUGCGGCCCUGGAGCAGAGUGGCACGUGGAGAAGCCAGUGAAAUACUUUGUCCUGGAUGCUGAGGGCAGUGGAGUUUAGGGUGUAGCAGUCAUGGUCUGGAGAUGCGAGGGAGCUUUGUUCCCGUGAGUGGUAUUCACAUGGGGAGGGAGUAGGGGUGUACUCAGGAUCCUUGUACUGACACUUCAAGCCAACAGAGUAAGCACAGGUUUCAGUAUAUCUGGGUCUCCAGGGAGGUGAAAUAGCAGGAACAUGAGUGAGAUUCCAUUAUGUCAGACCGAGAGCCCAGGGGGAGAUACCAUUAGGACCUGGUAUGUCCUCUGAGUUGGAGAACUAGGGAGGAGGGAGAUUUACUGGGGUUCCUGGGGAUUGAGUCUGCUUAUGAUCUCACCUGCCCCCAUCAUGCAGGGCCAUGUGACCUUUGAGGAUAUUGCUGUGUACUUCUCCCGGGAGGAGUGGGGCCUCCUUGAUGAAGCUCAGAGGUGCCUGUAUCAUGACGUGAUGCUGGAGAACUUUUCGCUUAUGACCUCAGUUGUUUGCAUGGAAUAGGAGCUGAGGAGGCCCCUUCUGAGCAGAUUGUUUCUGUAGAAACAGUGUCACAGGCCAGGACUCCAAAGCCAAGUUCUUCCAUCCCAAAUGCUCAUUCCUGUGAGAUGUGUAUUCUGGUCAUGAAAGACAUUUUGUACCUCACUGAGCACCAGGGAACACUUCCCUGGCAGAAACCUUACACUUCUGCAGCCAGUGGGAAAUGGUUUUCAUUUGGUUCUAACCUGCAACAGCACCGAAACCAGCACAGUGGAGAGAAACACGUCAGAAAGGAGGAGAGCGGUGCCUUGCUUCUGAGUAGCUGCAAAAUUCCUCUGCCAGACAAUCUUUUCCCAUGUAAAGAUGUUGAGAAGGAUUUCCCAACCAUCCUGGGCCUUCUCCAACACCAGACUACCCACAGCCGAGAAGAGCAUGCACAUAGAAGCAGGGAGACCUUUCAACAAAGACAUUACAAAUGGAGCAAAUGUGAGCAGGUUUUCAGUGAGAAGAUUUAUGUUACUGAUCAUCAGAGAGUCCACACUGGAGAAAAAGCUUAUAAACAUAGGGAAUAUGGGAAAUCCUUGAACUCUAAACACUCAUUUGUUGAACACCAGAGAACCCAUAAGGCAGAAAAGCCUUAUGUGUGCAACAUAUGUGGGAAAUCGUUCCUCCAUAAACAAACACUCAUUGGGCACCAGCAGAGAAUUCACACUAGAGAAAGGUCUUAUGUAUGCAUCGAAUGUGGGAAAUCCUUGAGCUCCAAAUACUCACUUGUGGAACACCAGAGAACCCAUAAUGGAGAAAAGCCUUAUGUGUGCAAUAUAUGUGGGAAAUCAUUCCGCCACAAACAAACAUUUGUUGGGCACCAACAGAGGAUCCACACCGGAGAGAGGCCUUAUGUAUGUAUCGAAUGUGGGAAAUCUUUUAUUCAUUCCUAUGACUGCAUUCGACACCAGAGAGUACACACUGGAGAAAGGGCUUAUCAAUGCAGUGAAUGUGGGAAAUCUUUCAUAUACAAACAGUCACUUCUUGAUCACCAGAGAAUCCACACGGGAGAAAGGCCUUAUGAGUGCAAAGAAUGUGGGAAAGCCUUCAUCCACAAAAAAAGACUUCUUGAGCACCAGAGAAUUCAUACUGGAGAAAAGCCUUAUGUGUGCAUCAUAUGCGGGAAAUCAUUUAUCCGCUCAUCUGACUACAUGCGACACCAGAGAAUUCACACUGGAGAAAGGGCUUAUGAAUGCAGUGAAUGUGGGAAAGCCUUCAUUUCCAAACAAACACUUCUUAAGCACCACAAAAUCCACACUAGAGAAAGGCCUUAUGAAUGUAGUGAAUGUGGAAAAGGCUUCUACCUUGAGGUUAAACUUCUUCAGCACCAAAGGAUCCAUAUUAGAGAACAACUUUAUGAGUGCAAUGAAUGUGGAAAAGUCUUCAGCCAUCAAAAAAGACUUCUUGAGCACCAGAAAGUUCACACUGGAGAAAAGCCCUGUGAGUGCAGUGAAUGUGGGAAAUGCUUUAGACACCGCACCAGCCUCAUUCAACACCAGAAAGUUCAUAGUGGAGAGAGGCCUUAUAACUGCACUGCAUGUGAAAAGGCCUUUAUCUAUAAAAACAAACUUGUUGAGCAUCAGCGAAUCCACACUGGAGAAAAGCCAUAUGAGUGUGGUAAAUGUGGGAAAGCCUUCAACAAAAGAUAUUCCCUUGUCAGGCACCAGAAAGUUCAUACAAGAGAAGAGCCCUAGCAGUGUUGGGAUGUGCCAUUAUCUCAUUCACCAUAACACACCAGAGAGCCAGUUUUUCAAGGGAUCCAACAGAUAGAAAUUGAACCUCAUAUAUUUGCAUAUCAAUACUUGAAAGAGUCACUACAAGGUCCAAAUGCUUGGGAAGCUUUCUGGAGAUUACUUGUACUUUCUAAUCUGCUCAGUGUUACAACAGACAUUACUACCAUGUGGCAUAUCCUCGUAGUUUAUCAGUCACUCACAUGUGCCCAAGGAAUGCAGACAUUUUUGCUCAUCUAAUUCUGAAGGGAAUAAUGAAUAGUAAAAGCUUAUUGAGAGUCCUCUUCCAUCUUGCUGAACUGAUCAAGGCAUAGACGAAACCCAGCUUUGACCAAGAAGAGCAAUCUGGAUUCUUGUAGCCCAUGGAGGUUUACCUUCUUCAUAGGUAUUUUUUUUAACAUGAUGACCACGGUAGGUAGGAUAUGCCCUCGUACAUGUUACUGAAGAGGGAAAUGGACUGUCUCACCCUGUUCUGCCAGUGUGAAGGGUGAACAGCUCCAAUUUUCUGUGCCCCCAAGGACAUAGUAUGAGAUCAGAAAAUAGUUCUUAGUCCUGUUUGUCUUAAUUUUUAUUGGUUUCAAAGGUCUCCUACGAAAGACAGCAGAGCUUCGUGGUCCUAAUCAUGGUGUUGAUGCCAAAUUUAUUUUUAGGUCCAGAGGUCUCCCUGAGAAGAGGCAUUUGUGACAAAUGCUGAGACCUGCGUGAAUUGUUUAUUUGCAGUGAUGCUCCAUAUUUCCUAAUGUUGUUCAUGGCAUCUUCUUUCCCAGAUCCUUCAUUGUAGCCGUGAGCACUGAAGGACAGAAUUGGUAGGCAGGUAACUGGUUCUAAGACCUCCUGGGGCCAGGUGAGAACAGUAAUUGGCCCAGACAGGUAGCUGUGAUAAAUAGAGGGUGGAAAAGAUUGUAGCCAAGAAGAGUAAAUGUGUUCCAUCCAAAAGUACACCCAGAAAUAUCUAUGAUAAUGUGGCUUCACGGUUUGGUGGUAUCUAGAGAUUCUCAGGACCUCAGAUCUUUGUUUCUCCCGUGGCAACAGUCAUCGUCAGAAUAAGUCAUCUAAAGAUUUUGUGGACUCCCGUAACUUCUGUACUGUUUUUGAGACGAUUGCUGCACAAGCAGGAAAGCAGGAUUUGAUUGAACAUAGACCUUGCCUUCCAGAUAUGUGGUUUUUGUGAUUCAACCAGGUCCGUUGUGCCAGGUAGGAAUUAUCUUCGUUACUUCCCAUUUGUUGCUGUUGCUGAGAAGGCUGUCCUUCCUAACCUGUGAGGAGAUGAAUCCUUAAUCAUAAGUAAAUCUUGUGUUACCCUAUAGUCUGGUUUUCCAAAAGGAGAAGUAGAUGCAUAUUUUUGUGUGGAACAGUUUAUCUUACAACAUUGAAGUGCAGUUUUCAUACACAAAACCUAUCUUUUUAAGAAUUCUGUUUGUAAAAAAAAAAAUAGUAAACAGACAUAAAACUAGAAACUAAAAAAAAAAAAAGAAUUUUGUUUGUAUGACUUAUUGGCUAAUAAUGGGUUUUGAUAUUAAUGUAAUUUCAGUAAGUGUCUUGUCUUAGAAAUAUGUGUGUAUAUAUUCUAUAUUAUGCCUUUUGAUUCACCUUAUUUCAGUCUUCCAAAUAAAAUGUUCUCAAUAUUGGUGAA
Molecule: messenger RNA, 8243 nt
Organism: Callithrix jacchus (white-tufted-ear marmoset)
Lineage: Eukaryota; Metazoa; Chordata; Mammalia; Primates; Cebidae
Product: zinc finger protein 549
Biological process (GO): regulation of transcription by RNA polymerase II
Cellular component (GO): PcG protein complex; nucleus; transcription regulator complex
Molecular function (GO): DNA-binding transcription activator activity, RNA polymerase II-specific; RNA polymerase II cis-regulatory region sequence-specific DNA binding
Source: RefSeq, a predicted model, not a curated record